Messenger RNA from Nerophis lumbriciformis (worm pipefish), 1714 nucleotides. RefSeq lists its product as uncharacterized. The record is from RefSeq and is a predicted model, not a curated record. NCBI's taxonomy places the organism in Eukaryota, Metazoa, Chordata, Actinopteri, Syngnathiformes, Syngnathidae.
ACGGCAGGUGAGAGAGUGAAGAAGACAGCGGAGAGAAAAUCGAGUAAUAACAUCAAAAAUGUUGAAAGAGUUGGUGAAGGAGCGACUCAUGGCGGCGGCUGAUGAAAUAUUCGCGCUGUUUGAAAAAACCAUAGCGUCGUACGAGGAGGAACUUUCUAGAACAAGAGAGGAGAAGGAGCGACAGCCACAACAACCGGAAGCUGUUUGCAAAACUCCAUUUGUGUUACACAAUAAAGAUGUCCGGCAGCCGAUUGGUCCUCAAGAAGAACACGCGCCUCAGCUACAGGAAGGCAUGUCCACCUUGAAGCAGGAGGAUCCACAGCCCCCCCACAUUAAAGAGGAAGGUCAGCAACUCUGGAUCGCUCAGGAGGGAGAGGCUGAUCUCACCAAGUUGCAAGUAAGUGGUGUCUCUUUGAGGACUGAAGACCAUGAAGAGAAACCUGAGUCCUGGCAGCUGCAUCGCAGUCCAAGUGAGGAGGACAGAGGGGCGGAGCCUUCAGGCAGCUGCUCAUCACAACACAUAACAGAAGAUGGGGGAGACCACUGUGGAGCUCCUUUAUCCGAUAGUGAGGACAUAAUGUCAAACUCUCUUGAGGAUGAAAACAGGGGCGGCACCCAACAACCUUUGAGCGGCGAUACAGACUGUGAAGGUGAUAUCAGGACUCCAACUGACAACAAACAUUCUGAAUACUGUAAAAAGAAGACAGGUAGAGAAUGUUUGACCUGCACACUUUGUGGCAAACACUUUUCCAAUGAGUGGGACUUGACUCAACACAUGAGAGCUCACACAGGAGAAAAACCAUUAAGUUGUCCGGUUUGCAGUAAAAGCUUCUCUCAGAGAAGGAAAAUGAAAUCACACAUGAGAAAUUUCCACACAGAAAAAAUGCACAUUUGCUCAGUUUGCGGUGAUUUUUUCCCCCUUCCUAUUCAAUUGACUCGACACAUGGAAAAACACACCGAAAUACCUUUCGGUUGCUCAGUUUGUGACGAAAGGUUCCUUCGCCGGGCUGACCUGCUGUCACAUGUGGCGAUACACCAGGGCGAAACCUCUUUUAAAUGCUCAGUCUGUGAUAAAAGCUUCCCCACGGUGGCCCAGUUCGGCGCGCACACGAAAACUCACUCCGGGGAGAAAAUAGUUUGUCCAGUUUGUGGUAAAACGUUGGCAAGCGCGUACUAUUUGAGUUCACACAUGAGGAGUCACACCAGAGAAAAACCCUUUAGGUGCUCCGUUUGCGCCAGAAACUUUGGGAGGCGAUACAGUCUGAACGUGCACAUGCGCAUCCACACCGGGGAAAAACCUUUUAGUUGUUCGGUUUGCGGGAUGAACUUUGCUCAUCGGUCCAGUUUGAACGCGCACAUGCAGACUCACACCGGACAAAAACCUUUCAGUUGUUGGGUUUGUGCGAAAAGUUUUACUCGCAAGUACUGUCUGAAAGUACACAUGCGCACUCACACCUGAGACCUUUUCCCCGCUGCUUUUUUAUUUGAACCAGGAACUUAUAACUUGUUCCAACAAUUAAAACACAAUUGAAAAAAAUAAAUACAAACAAUUGAAAUAAAACCGACUGAGUGAACCUUCUUUAGCAGGUGUAGGGCAGUAAAUAAAUGCACCAAAAUCUGAGUUUUAAAUCUUUAUUUUCUGUGCCCUCAGUUCAUUUUGGUGGAAAAUGUUGUUCUUUGUUUCACAUUGCCCAAAUAAACUGAGACAGAAUGG